Aricia agestis (brown argus) is the source of this 2581-nucleotide messenger RNA. RefSeq names its product zinc finger protein 14 homolog. Gene Ontology annotation, biological process: regulation of transcription by RNA polymerase II. Lineage: Eukaryota; Metazoa; Arthropoda; Insecta; Lepidoptera; Lycaenidae. The transcript is spliced from 5 exons. The record is from RefSeq and is a predicted model, not a curated record. Gene Ontology annotation, molecular function: DNA-binding transcription activator activity, RNA polymerase II-specific; zinc ion binding; RNA polymerase II cis-regulatory region sequence-specific DNA binding. The coding region runs from base 135 to 2534 and encodes 799 amino acids. Gene Ontology annotation, cellular component: chromosome; nucleus.
GUCGCCUGUUGGUGGCUUUAUUUUUGCUCGAAUUUUUAAAUAUAAUUUAAAUGAUAAAUGGUCAAUACACAGUUGUAAUAUUAAAUAAUAAGUGAAAAAUCGCAUUUUAAAUACUUACGAGUGUAUUGUAGAAGAUGGAAUUUCAAGAAACCGUAGUCAAAGACAGCCCUGGCUUAUGCCGGUGUUGUCUCUCCGAAGGUUGUUACAAAGAGUUGGGAGCAGAGUACACUUGGUUUAAUGAGACUGAAAUUUAUGCCGAUAUGUUAUUGGAUUGCUUUGAUAUAAGUAUUUCGCAGCAUGUGGAUGGCCCUAAUGGUCCGAAUAGGCUAAUAUGUGAAGUUUGCAUUACGAGAUUACGGGAUGCCUGUGAAUUUAAGAAGCAAGUGCUAGAGUCAGAGAAAAAGUUUAUCAACAUGGUUUGCAAAGGGGAAUUCAGUAAAACAGUGCUGGUGUACAAGGACCCUGUAAAAGUAGAACUCAAAGACAACUUGGAUACAGAAUAUCUUGAUGAAGAUUUGGACCUUGAUAAUGAUGAUUUACCCGAAAAAAUAGAAAUAGAGACUCCUCUUGAUAAUGCUGAUUUGACUGCAUCAGUGUCGGCAGUAAAAAAGAAAAGAGGAAGACCAAAGAAGACUUUAACUGAAGAAGAAAAACCCACACCGAAAAAAGCUAAACUUGAAGAUAAACCAAGGACAUCUAAAGAUGAAUUCCAAGGCAUCUACAGUUCUGAACGGAGAAGGAGAAAUUUGCAAAUAAUCUUCAACAACACGUCCAUCAUCCCUUUUAAAUGGAAAAAACAAUACGUUUGCUUUUACUGCGGCGAGGCUUAUGCCGAAUACGAGGAGUUCAGGAAACACACAAAAUCACACGGAAUGUGCACAACGAGCGAUAAUGCGUUGAAAAUGAUUAACGGGAGGCACAUAGAAGUCAAAUUAGAUACAUCGGAGAUUUAUUGCGAAAUUUGCGAUGAAACAUUUCAAAACUUCAAAGAAAUUAUUGAUCAUCUUAUAACAGAGCACAAGGUCGAGUACGACAAGGACUUCGACAUGCUGUUUCAGGAGUAUAGACUCCUCGAUAACCGUUGUCGAUAUUGUGAUGAGGAAUUUACUGACUUUAGAAGUUUACUACAUCAUAUGAAAACCUUACACACCCCGAAGGAUUUUAUUUGCGACAGUUGUGGUGCAGGCUUUAAGAAGAAAAUUCGUUUAUCAAACCAUCUCCGUACUUACCACCGCGACGGUGGCUACUCCUGCGACCUGUGCUCAGAAAUGUUCGAGUCUCGAAUUUGGUUAAAAAAACAUCAAAAUAACUUCCAUCCCAGAGAUUGUAAAGCUUGCAACGCUAGUUUUCCGUCUUGUAUACUGUUACAAGAACAUAUCGAGCGAGACCACCCGGAUGACGGUGAUCUAAAAUGUGCAUACUGCCAUUAUUGCCUUAAAAAGUUCCAUACGAAGCAGGAGCUCAACCAACACAUCGGUAGGUGCAAAAUGAAAUUGCAAGUGAAAGUCUCGCACGAUACAAACCCGAGUGGCACAGGUGGCAACAGAAUACAACCGAGGAAGAGGCAUAAUACUUCGCAAAUGAGGAAGAACAUACACACCGUUUUAGACUUGUCGACGGCCGUACCGUUUAUGUUUACCUCUUCUACAUUCUGUUGCUUUUAUUGUCCACAAAAGUUUUUUGAAUUCGACGACCUCAGAGAACAUACGCUAAAGGAUCAUCCCGUCUGCGAGUCGAAAAGUAAAUACUUGAACAGAUGUAAAGGCGAACGAGUCACCGUCAAGAUAGACAUAUCGUCGUUGUCCUGCACGGUUUGCGGACUGCCGAUGGAAGGUUUCGACAAUUUAAUAGAUCACAUUAUCAGUGAACACCGAUCGCCCUACGAUAAGUCCAUAGCGAGCUGCUUCGAGCUCUUCAAGGUGGCAAAGGACAAUAUACCCUGCCCGUACUGCCCGAAAGUCUUUCGAUACUUCGGUAUUCUCCUCAAACAUAUCAACUCGGACCACAACGAUAACUGUAUUAUCUGCGAUUUCUGCGGCAAGAGUUUCAAGAAGGUGACGAAUUUAAAAUUGCACAUAGGGCACGUCCACACCGGACCUUACGAAUGCGAAAUUUGCGGAUCCAAAUUAAAAAAUCAGUCGUGCCUAAAACGGCACAAGGCUAAACAUCAUAACGAGAAGGAUAUCAAGUGUUCGAAAUGCCCGGAGCGAUUCGCGAGCCAGUACCACAAACAGAAGCAUCUGAUCCAGGCCCACGACAUCGGGCAUAGAUGCAGCUACUGCGACAAGAUAUUCACAAGGAACUCCUUCAUGAAAGAUCACAUACGGCGGACGCACUUGAAGGAGAAGGACGUGGUCUGCUCGGUCUGCAACGACAGGUUCUUCGACAACUACCAUUUGAAGUUGCACAUGGUGAAACAUCAGGGCCAGCGAUCGUUUAUCUGCGACGUGUGCGGCAAAGCUUUCCUGCGUCGAAGAAAUUUGAGCACUCACAUGGAGAUGCAUAAGAAGUAUGGUCAAGAUAACGCGUUGUAGAUUUUUCUGUAUAUAUUUUAUAUAAGCAACUACCGUCGCCCAUGGAU